UACGGCAGGCGGGAGGAACAAACUGUCGUUUCUGUUUUGAGUCUGGUUUCCACGUUAGUGUGUACCGUCAGGGUCUAGUGUAAACUCUUGGCAGAGGUGAAAUCUGCUGGACCAUGUCGGCCUUCGAAAAACCUCAGAUCAUCGCCCACGUGCAGAAAAGCCUCAACUAUACGGUGUUUGACUGUAAGUGGGUGCCUUGCAGCGCAAAAUUUGUGACCAUGGGCAACUUCGCACGGGGCACCGGAGUUAUUCAGCUGUACGAGAUCCAGCACGGGGACCUAAAGCUGCUUCGGGAGAUUGAAAAGGCCAAACCCAUUAAAUGUGGAACAUUCGGUGCAGCAUCUUUACAGCAGAGAUACUUAGCUACUGGAGAUUUUGGCGGCAACCUUCAUAUAUGGAAUUUGGAAGCUCCAGAGACCCCAGUAUAUUCAGUCAAAAGCCACAAAGAAAUCAUAAAUUGUAUAGAUGGCGUAGGUGGGCUCGGGAUUGGAGAAGGAGCACCUGAGAUUGUGACUGGCAGCCGAGAUGGAACUGUGAAGGUUUGGGACCCAAGGCAAAAAGAUGAUCCUGUUGCUAAUAUGGAACCUGUUCAAGGAGAAAACAAGAGAGACUGUUGGACUGUGGCAUUUGGCAAUGCUUAUAACCAGGAGGAACGUGUUGUUUGUGCCGGCUAUGACAAUGGGGAUAUCAAACUGUUUGACCUCAGAAAUAUGUCACUGCGAUGGGAGACAAACAUAAAAAAUGGGGUAUGUAGUGUGGAGUUUGACAGAAAAGACAUAAGUAUGAAUAAAUUAGUAGCUACAUCUCUGGAAGGAAAGUUUCAUGUUUUUGACAUGAGGACACAGCAUCCAACCAAAGGUUUUGCUUCUGUCUCAGAAAAGGCUCAUAAAUCCACAGUAUGGCAGGUUCGACACCUGCCUCAGAACAGGGAGCUCUUUCUGACAGCUGGGGGCGCCGGCGGCCUUCACCUCUGGAAGUACGAAUACCCUGCUCAGCGAUCCAAGAAGGAUUCGGAGGGCGUGGAGAUGGGCGUCGCGGGUUCCGUGAGCCUUCUGCAGAAUGUCACCUUGUCUACCCAGCCUAUUUCAAGCUUGGACUGGAGUCCAGAUAAAAGGGGUCUUUGCAUCUGUAGUUCAUUUGAUCAAAUGGUCAGAGUACUGAUAAUUACAAAGCUCAAUAAAAUUUGAGCUGAAUGAAGCCUUUGGGCUUAGAACCUUCCAGUAUAAUACUCAGAAUUUAGAAUAUGUUCUCCGAUCCUCUCACCCUCUGAACAAAGUUGGAUUUUGACUGUUGGAAAAGGGCCCUGGAAGCAGACCUCAGGGUUGACUGUGGAGGCGUGAACACUGGCCACUUUGUUCCGUGCUGGACAACACUGGACAUGCAGCUCUGCCUCCAGCGCCAGCUCUGUGCCUUGCCCACUUUUUCUACUAAAAAGUUGAUAGUUCCAAAUAUAUUCUGUAGCCCUGAAGUUCUACAGUUUAUCAUCACACUUGUUUCAUUUUAGUGUUCACAGUAUUGAGGGCUGGGAUCACCAAAUUUGGUUUUAUAUGGUUUGCCUUGGUAAAACUAUAAAUUAACCUUCUCAUUGUACUUGUAAGUACAUGGUGAGAGAUUUCAGUGUCAGGGGGUGUCUUCAGAGAACUGUACCAAAGUGGAGUGGCUAGCCUGGAUCUGUCAACUGUUUUCCGCAUUAUCACUUACAAAGAAAUGCUGUGAUUUACCAAAUAGGAAUUGGGGCCAGAGAGAUAGUACAGUGAGUUCCGUCCCUGGCACCAGAUAUGGUACCCCCAAGCACCACCAGUAAUAAUCCUUAAGUGUAGAGCCAGAGUAAGUCCUUAGCACAAUUGGGUGUGGCCCCAAAACAUAAUCAAAACCAGGAAUUGGGGACCGGAAGUAGUAUAGGGGUGGGGUACUUAUACACCUGACCUGGGUUCAAUCCCCAGCAUCCUCUGUGGACCCUGAGUCUCACCUCAGGAGUGAUCCCUGAGUGCAGAACCAAGAGUAAACUCUGAGCACCGCCAGGUGUGAUCCAAGCCUCCUUCCCUCUCUCUCUCCACCCCACCCCCCACCACCACCACCCAAAAAAAAAAACACCAAGAAUUGAAUUAAUGAGACUUGGUUGUUAACUGUGGUUAUGUUGAGAUGUACAAGAUGGGGCGAGGCUGUGUGUGUGUGUGGAAGGGGACCGGGGCUGGGUUAUUUUUUUUCUUUUUUGUCAAGGUUUUUAAUAUAUUUUAUCAAUUUGUUUUUGUUUUUGAGAUCUAUGGAAGCCAUAAUCAUUUUUUACCGAACAAUUAUAAUAAAGUCAACAGCAUCA
Messenger RNA from Sorex fumeus (smoky shrew), 2317 nucleotides. It is a transcript of the gene DNAAF10, whose product is annotated as dynein axonemal assembly factor 10. The record is from RefSeq and is a predicted model, not a curated record. The coding region runs from base 114 to 1187 and encodes 357 amino acids. NCBI's taxonomy places the organism in Eukaryota, Metazoa, Chordata, Mammalia, Eulipotyphla, Soricidae. The transcript is spliced from 8 exons. Gene Ontology annotation, molecular function: ubiquitin binding.